This is a messenger RNA of Cololabis saira (Pacific saury), 3436 nucleotides long. RefSeq names its product PPARGC1 and ESRR induced regulator, muscle 1 (gene perm1b). Gene Ontology annotation, biological process: regulation of DNA-templated transcription; response to muscle activity. The record is from RefSeq and is a predicted model, not a curated record. Bases 135 to 2930 code for a protein of 931 amino acids. Lineage: Eukaryota; Metazoa; Chordata; Actinopteri; Beloniformes; Belonidae. Gene Ontology annotation, cellular component: cytoplasm; nucleus. The transcript has 4 exons.
UGAGGGCCCAGUCUGACAUAUGCAAGGACACAGACGUCGUAGCUGAAAUAUUCCUGCAGGAAAACAGAACAGACACCUUCAAACUGGAUGAUUUGUUCUUCCACAAUAGGCUGAAGAACAUGUGAGUUGGAGGGAUGGAUGAUUUGGAUCACAGCAUUCACAUUGCAGAAAAUGACUGGAGCUGCUUCUAUGAUGAGAGUGAGGAGGAGUGUAACUUCCCGCAGGCUUCACUUGCCUAUCCCGAUGAGUCCGGCCUCAGUGAUUUAGAGGAUUCAGGAAACUCGAGGUCAGGCUUCGGCACACACCAGCAGCAGACGCAGAGGGGCCCUGAUGUAAAACCAGAGUGGGCUGAAAGCAGGGCUGCAAGAGAGAGCUGCACAGGAUCAGCAACACUACCAGAGCAGCUCUCCCAGAGUGGUACAGGAGGACCAGCACAAGAUGCUGCAACAUUAACAAAACAGGUGGAAAAGUGUGUCAGCUGUCCUGGAGGAAAUGUUGCCAACACAGCAGUGGUGCACUUGGAGACUGCACGAGAAAGCGCAAAUGAAAAGAGUGACAGCCGAGCAAAUACUCUGCAAGCUGACCUGAUAAAUGUUCACGGUUCAGGAGAGACAAAAGAUGAAGAUGCGCAAACUGGAAGUGACCUCAAACCUAAAUCUGACCCACAUUCUUGUGAGCCAGCAUGGCUGGAGCUGAACGAGCCGGGCGCUGCAGACGGAGACGCGCGUAAUAUCCGACCAGAGAAGGAGCGCUGGUUCGUGACGGUGAACGACAGUCCUGGAGGACAGCCACGGCGAUCUCCUGCUUUGAAAAAAAAACCCAAACCAAAAAAAGCUUGUGAGGAAAGUGAUGCGUACAGCCGAGCAGGGGAGAGCCCAUCUGAUUGCAUUAUUGAGUUGAAUAAAAAUAAUCAUGAGGACAAACUAAUUUUCCAUUUGCCACACGUAUCUGGUAAUUUUGCCAAAGAUAUGCAGAAAGAAAACCCAGCGGAACCAGUGAUGGAUAGAGGCAGGAGUGAGUCCAGCAGCUCAGCAUCCACAUCAGAAGAUGCAUGCACUCCUUCACGGCUGGAGCAGAGCGACGACUCUGACGACAGCGCCGAGUUUCUCUCCUUCCACAGCUCGGAUUCAGAGAGCUGUUUCUCUGCUGCCAAAUCAGCAGAGGAACCUUUGGGUGCUCUCCGAGGCCAAAUCAUGGAAACCCAACACCGUCAGAGCUCGGUGUCUCUGUUAUGUGACAGCCAUGAGUUCAGGGCUGAGAGCACUGACCAGGCAAGUGAAACUUAUGAAAACGCCCUCGAUCGUCCAGCUCCAAGCCCAGAAGCCACACAAGUGCCAGAUGACAGCUGCACGUCCAAGACAGAGCCAGAAACACCCGGACCCCCAAUGGAUCUCUCAGCAUCUGCUUGCUCUGCGGGUGAUCAGCUGUGUCCCCUUCCUGCCCCCGAUUUGCUACUAACCCCUAGCUCUGAGGUUGACAGCCCAGAAACAUAUGCAAAAGCCACGGGUCACCCUCACUCCGUGUAUGCCAUUUCUCGUUUUUGGGAUGAAAUGGAAAAGCUGACAAUAAAUGACAUUUUGCAGCUUAGGAUGGGUGCAAACUCCCCACCCAAACAAACAGUAGAAACCGAGACACCAAGUGGAGAGGACAUAUUAGACACAUCCGACAACACAGACUCGGACUACUUCACACAGCCCGAUGAAUCAAAACCAGAGCGGUCAAGCUGUGAACUUUACACCUCAGAUUUUGAGGAAGAUUACUGCCAAUUUGUUGGCACCCAAAGGAACCCCGGCCCUGACCCUAGGAACAAAAGCCAGCAAAGUGACUCCUCUUUCUCAUUGCAUGAGGAUGACUGCAUGAGCUCUGAAGGCAGAGAGACGCCUGUGCCUCUAGUGGACUUUGCAGGACUAUGUUUUGACAGUCAGGAGAUCCAGACUUUGCAGACCAUGGCCUUGUUGCCGAUGCAGAUGACAGAAAGCAGAUAUAUGGACAGUGCAGAAGCUCUCAGCACAGAGGACUUCUCUUUGUUUUCUUUGCUUGCUAGUGAGGAGAGCAGUCCGUCUCUGGACGAAGACACUGAUUUGAAUGCCAGUAGGUUGGACGCUCUCGUUCCUGCCUCUGUUCUGUCUUGCUCACACUUAGAUGCACAUUACAGUUUAGCCUUUCCAGAGAUUUUUCAGUGCUGUUUUGUAGAAGAUGGAUCAAACAGAGAGUUGCAGUGUGUCACCGUCUACCAUCCAGAGUACAUCUCAGCGGCUUCUCCCUUUGACUACACUCUCUGUACAAUUGGGGAGCACACCUCUGCAUCUUCUCUCCACUGCAGCGUGGAGAAACCUAUCCCUAUUUUCUCUUGCUGUCCUCCUACCGUCAGAGAGCUCACAUUCCCGAAACAGCAGUACGCUUUCUUGAGCGCAAACUGCGAGGAAGUGGAUGCUCUGUCUCCGUUCAGAGUUGUGUCUCAUUCUUUCAUCCACUCCCGACCACACGGAUCCUCGGCAGCUGCAGGUGGAUCUAGCAGCUGGAAAGGUUUGCUGUCGUGGAGGAAGAUACGCUUCCAUGACAAGGGCAGCAUCUGGCGCAGAGGGUCUGGUGCCUGGAUGUUCCCGACUGAGUCUGAGGAGACACAUGCCGGGAAAGAGGAAGAGAAAGCAGUAGCAACCGUUUUUAGUGGGGGAAGCAUCUGCCCAGCUUCCUCUCAUGUGUUUGGAGAGCUGGAGGAGCAGCAGAGGAUUUUCAAACGAGAGGGCCUCUUCUCCAGAGUGAAGCAGUCAGACAUGUGCUUAGUUUGCAUUGCUUUUGCCUCUUGGGUUCUGAAAUCCUCUGAUCCGAAGGCUGCUGAUGCCUGGAAAGCAGCUUUGCUGGCGAACGUCAGCGCUUUGUCGGCUAUCCAGUACCUGCGGCUGUACACGAAGAGGAAGAAUCCUCCUUGAGAUGACCUCUGGAAGGCACAUGCUGAACUCUCACUUGGGUCCAUCCAUUGAUAAUAAUCAUAUCCUUUCAGCCUGAAAUUCACACGUGUUUGUUUAGUGACAUUUAUGUUUCAUUCCUCUGUGCUAGAGCUUCACUAUUGUCCAGUAAUGAUUGAUAACAAAAAUAAAGAUGUAAUAUUGUUACAAGGAGUUGUGUGUUCCUUGAUUAUGUUUACUUAUGUCUAUGUAAUAAUUGCUCGGGGGUCUCAUUCUGGGUCUCUGGAAAGCGCCUAGAGACAACUUCUGUUGUAAUAGAGGCUAUAUAAAUAAAAUUGAAUUGAAAAAUGUAAUUAAUUACACUGAGGUCUGGGGGAAGUUGCAUGUAAAUACUCGAUGUACCAUUUCAUUGCUAUUUGCUAAAAACUAAACUCCUUAGUGCACAGUUUGAUAAAUGUUUCCCAGGAAAUCUCUUCGUCGUCUCAGCUACUGAAGACUGACAAGAGCGGCUGGAGAGGUCUGGUUUAGGA